CCUCAUUCCAGACCUCCCCUAGACCAUCCACCCGCGGUCUACCUUCCCCUUCAACAUCCGCCACCCAACCACCCGCAAUUUCCACCACCAUCCUGGCAGCAACCCGCAUCAUGUCCAAACGCAUCAGCACCUUCUUCCAACCUCUUCCGUCGAAGAAACUCAAACCGGAUGCAACUACGAUAACAGAAUCAACAACAACAACAUCAUCAUCAACAACCGUCCCACCGAAACCAUCCACAUACACCCAUCACCCAAGCUAUCCAAUCCCGAUCCGCGACCCGCCCAGCACCAUCACCACGCCUCUCCUCUCUAAUCCAGCACCUCGACCCCCCAAAUCCAUAACCAACCACCCGCACCUGGAUCUCCUCUACUUCCAACCCUUCCUCCCCGCCCCACUAGCCCGAGACCUAUUCGAGUUCCUGCGGAAUGAACUCCCCUUCUACCGCGUCCGAUAUAAUAUCCGGCGCGGCGGAACAGAAACAUCCAUCAACACGCCAAGAUACACGACUGUCUUCGGGGUAGAUGAUACAUCGACAUUCACUACUGCAAACUCGGAAUCUGUUUCUACUAAUUCCAAUCCUGACACGAAAGUCCAAGAAGACGACACAACAAACUACAAUCUACUAGAUUCCCCUCAGCAACAACCACCAGCCAACUCACCAAUAUUGGUCGACAGUAAAACACGCACCGAAACCAAAUCCAGAUAUCGAUGCAGGCCUCGACCCAUCCCGCCGUGUCUGGACAUUCUGCGCCAAGCAGUGGAAAAGGCCACGGACGAUGAGACAAGAUAUAAUUUCGUCCUGGUGAAUUACUACGCCACAGGGGACGAUAGUAUCUCGUACCAUUCGGAUGAUGAGCGGUUUCUGGGCCAGAAUCCCACCAUUGCGUCCUUAUCGCUUGGCGCGGGGAGAGAUUUCCUGUUGAAGCAUAAACCAGGUGGUGGUAGUACUACUGAUGCUGAUCGUGCGAUUGCAAAUGCAGCUGCGAAACCGCUCAAGUUUCCCCUCAAGUCCGGCGAUAUGCUAAUUAUGAGGGGCGAGACUCAGGCAAAUUGGCUGCACAGUGUGCCUAAGCGCAAGGGGUUGCAGGGAAGUGCUGGUGCUUUGGGCCGGAUUAAUAUCACGUUUCGGAGGGCGGUGGUGCCUGGCGGCACGGAGAAUUAUUAUCGAUUUAAUGUGGGGGAUGGAGUGGUGUAUCGGUGGAAGGAUGAGGAGGGGAAGAUGGUAGCUACUACUGAAUAAUUUAUAACUGUGUUGUAGCUUCAUGCCUAUGUAGAUACAACUGGAUUGGAGGAAUAGGGGAAGGGAGGCCACUCAGUGCGAAGCAAACGGGUUGCUGUAAGCUCGGAAGCGAUCAAGUGGCUGCGCA
Molecule: messenger RNA, 1368 nt
Organism: Aspergillus eucalypticola CBS 122712
Lineage: Eukaryota; Fungi; Ascomycota; Eurotiomycetes; Eurotiales; Aspergillaceae
Product: alpha-ketoglutarate-dependent dioxygenase AlkB family protein
Exons: 1
Coding region: 111-1241 (376 amino acids)
Biological process (GO): DNA repair
Source: RefSeq, a predicted model, not a curated record